CUUUUAACUCUUCAAAACAGAAAAGAAAUUGAACAAGAAGAGCAAAACACAAAACAUUAGUGUAGUGAGAAGAUGAUCAACGGCGUUAAGAAUCCGCCAGAUGUCGGAAUUCAGAUAACGGAGAUGAAGCUGGGGACUGAGACUGUGACGGUGAGCCAGAGCGCUCCACGUGUUAACGGGAAAGCUGAAGUGAUACAAGUAGUCCUACGAGUAUUGUGUGUUAUGACUUCAGUCACAGCGCUAUCGCUUAUGGUGACUGCCGAACAAGCUUCUACCAUCACUGUCUUUGGCUUUAAUAUCCCCUUGCACUCCAAGUGGUCAUUCUCUCACUCGUUCGAGUACCUAGCUGGCGUCUCGUCUGCUGUUGCACUUCAUUUAUUACUUCAGCUACUUAUUAGUGGAUCAAGAAUGCUGCAUGGAUUGUCUAUUAUUUCUUCUCGAUAUCACGGAUGGCUUGUUUUUGCUGCUGAUCAGUUAUUUGCAUUGGCACUGAUGAGCGCUGGAUCAUCCGCAUCAAGUGUUUCCAGUCUGAAUCACACAGGGAUUCGACAUACUGCUCUGCCAAAUUUUUGCAAACCCCUGCAUCGUUUUUGUGACCGUGUUGCCACUUCAAUAGCCUUCACUUUUCUCAGCUGCUUUCUGCUUGCCAUUUUAGUGGUUCUUGAUGUACUUUGGCUGUCUAAGCACUAGACAAUAUUAUUGGUUCUCUUAAUUUUAAUGCAAAUUGAUUAUGUCGUGAACAUUGCAAUGACCAUUGGUAGCUUGAUCAAAAUGUAAAUGUGGUCCAACCAGUUCUAACUAGAUGCUCACGGCAGCGCAACCGUUCCGAACAUGAAAUUAGCUUUUGAAAAUAUGUACUAGUAAUG
Lycium barbarum (goji berry) is the source of this 866-nucleotide messenger RNA. RefSeq names its product CASP-like protein 3A1. The record is from RefSeq and is a predicted model, not a curated record. The transcript is spliced from 3 exons. Bases 73 to 690 code for a protein of 205 amino acids. NCBI's taxonomy places the organism in Eukaryota, Viridiplantae, Streptophyta, Magnoliopsida, Solanales, Solanaceae.